Messenger RNA from Onthophagus taurus, 514 nucleotides. RefSeq lists its product as uncharacterized. The record is from RefSeq and is a predicted model, not a curated record. NCBI's taxonomy places the organism in Eukaryota, Metazoa, Arthropoda, Insecta, Coleoptera, Scarabaeidae.
UUUGUAAGUUAUAAUGAAUCCAUUCAUAUAUUUUAUAAUCGUCUUAGCACUGACUAAAACUGUGUCAUCUCAAGAAUUGGACAUCGAUGAUGACUUAAUCAAUAUAGGUAAUGUUUCAACAGAAUCUAAUUCGAAAUUUAUGUCGUUAGAUGAUCGCAUAAAAAUACUGGAUGUUCAUAAGUUAAAGUUAAAGAAAUCUUUCCGUGAAAUACGUGAUAUAAUAAUUGAUCUUAGAAUGAGAAAUGCUCGAAUAAAUCCUGCAAAUUAUGAUAAAAUACAUGAUGUUCUCCAUACGAUGGACGAUUCAUCAUUCUACAUCAUACACCAAGUGUAUACAUAUUUAUUAAAUUUGGAUAAGAUUAAAAGUGUUGAAGAUGAAGCAAACGAUUUUUGUUAUGGCUAAAUUAAAUUCCUUAAGGACAAGAAAUUAAAUAAUGAUUAACUGAAUUAUUUUAAUUAAAAUAUAUUCAACGGUAAAAAUACUAAGUAAAAAUGUAUAAAAUAAAGGAGAAAA